AACUCGGCUAUCGGAACCUGCUCGGCCGGUGACCUCGUCGGGACUGGGUCCCAAUCCGGACGGCGGACGUCAAGUCUACAGCAGACUCGUGGUCUCUUUGACAUUUUGCCAGACUACACACCCGCCGACAAUGUGACUGGUAGUCUCGGUACACGAUUUUGCGUCCCACCCGGUCCGCCGAGCCGCGGAUGUGUGCCACCAGAGCCAGAUUUGGCUGCCCGCUCCAUGACAGGAGGGCGGGCAAGACAAGAUGGGCCAUUUUGGCCGCCUGUCCUUGGGCCCCGAGGGACUUGGACAGACUAA
Molecule: messenger RNA, 303 nt
Organism: Protopolystoma xenopodis
Lineage: Eukaryota; Metazoa; Platyhelminthes; Monogenea; Polystomatidea; Polystomatidae
Source: the annotation of a GenBank genome assembly